This is a messenger RNA of Macrosiphum euphorbiae (potato aphid), 1815 nucleotides long. Lineage: Eukaryota; Metazoa; Arthropoda; Insecta; Hemiptera; Aphididae. The record is from the annotation of a GenBank genome assembly.
AUGGAAAUUGGACGCCCAGCUGCAGUUAGGUCGAUUCACAGAGCAAGAAGUAGAGUGAAUCCUUCUAUACCACAAUUGUUGAGUGAUUGGUCCGAUAUCAUAAAUUCAGAAGAGUUUGGGGCGAGACUCUUAUAUGUCAAUGGGUCAACUGAUGAGUCAUUUUUUCAAGGUUCCCUAGAAAUCCUUAGGGAUGAUGGAAGCAUUCGCUUUGUUGGGUUAGUGUUCACAAACGUAGAAUUCUUGAACCAAAUGAAUGUACAUAUACAAACGGUAAGGACACUGUGCAUGGAUGGAACAUUCCAAAUUCGUCCAAGACAACCGCCAGAUAUUGAACAAUUGUUCACAAUACAAAUUAUUUUGAAUAAUGUGGCAAUUCCAAUAGUUCAUGUCCUAAUGGUAGAUCGACUAACAGAGUCAUAUUGUAGAGUCCUACAAUAUUUAAGACAUGACUUAAAUUUAAAUCUUGAAUUUGAAAAUCUUCAAAUAAUAACAGAUUUUGAACAAGCGCUAAGAAAUGCAAUUAACAGAGUACUGCCCGAAGUCAACAACUCAGGGUGUUGGUUCCAUUUUAUCCAAAGUAUCGUCCGUUUCAUUAGGAGCAAUCAGCUAGUACAAUUAAGUACUUCAAAUGAAAAUGCUCGAAGGAUCUUAAGAAUGUUGAUGUCAUUGGCACACUUCCCUGCCGAAGAAAUACUGCAUCAUGGUGUGGCAUUUUCUAUUCAAUUGGGAUUUCGUGUUGUUCAAGACAUGGUAACUGAGUACCAUCUUGAAGUAGAACUACAUGCCAUUAUGCAGUAUUUUCAACGGUACUGGAUCGACACAGUGACUCCCCGAAGAUUUUCUGUUUUUGGACUGCAACAUAGGACAAAUAAUUAUAUUGAAUCCUAUCACAGUUCACUGCUAAGAUUGAUGGGUCAACAUCCAUCCCUCUAUCAGUUCUAUGAUCACUUACGAACAAUAGAGGAGAGGUCAAGAAAUGAUUUGAGAAGGGCAGUAAAUGGACAGCAGGUAAGACAGGGAACCUAUUCAGCAAAUAGUACCAGGUGUUCCACAACUAUUAAGAAUGCUUGGAGGCUAGUAGAGCUUGGAAAUUAUGAUGUAAGGGAAUUUUUAAGAAAUGUGUCUUAUAUUCCAGAACAAAUAAUAAGGAACCAAAUUGGAGAGCCAAAUUUUGAACGAUUGCUGGAUAUUAACUUGGAAAAUCCAUUACCCCCUCGAGGAAGAGUUAUAAGACAACUAGCACUGGGUCCACUACGUCCACCGCCGUUAGCUGUACUCCCAGCAGUCCAGCCGCCACUACGUCCACUACCGUUAGCUGUACUCCCAGCAGUCCAGCCGCCACUACGUCCACUACCGUUAGCUGUACUCCCAGCAGUCCAACCACCACUAUUGCCAAUUCCACCUAUCAACCAACCUCCACUAGUUGAACAGGCUCCAGGAAUUCAACCAGCUGAAGUUAGAGCUAGACGUAGGAUUCGCCAAAGAAGAGGUCAACCCUAUUUGAGAGGUCCUCAUGAACCUCAAAACCGUGGUCGCCAAAGGGCAAGGAAUAUGGAAGAAGCCUUUCCUGAAUUCUUUGCAGACCGAGAUGCCCGUGAUGCAAGAUCGAGAUCCCGUGAAGCAAGAGCAAGAUCGAGAUCCCCUGAACAAGAAAUACUGGAGUUGUGCACAAUUUGUUUUGAUGAGGUUGUGGCAGUCACUUUAAGACCAUGCAACCACACAUUUUGUAGAACCUGCAUUAGGAGAAUGAGGCAAGAGAUGUACGAUGUUUGCCCUUUAUGUAGAGGACAAAUAAUAAACUACGAAAAUUAUUAG